Molecule: messenger RNA, 837 nt
Organism: Naegleria fowleri
Lineage: Eukaryota; Heterolobosea; Eutetramitea; Acrasida; Naegleriidae
Exons: 1
Coding region: 1-837 (278 amino acids)
Biological process (GO): regulation of transcription by RNA polymerase II
Cellular component (GO): nucleus
Molecular function (GO): cyclin-dependent protein serine/threonine kinase regulator activity
Source: RefSeq, a predicted model, not a curated record
AUGCAAUCAACCACCACAGGACGAGGAUCAGGAACAACUACUACAACCACCACUCGAUCGAACGUUGAGGAUGGAAAGAAUGAUGAUGGUGAGGAUAAAUAUCCAAAUGUUUCACGUACUCAUCAUGACAAAGAGAACCAGAGAGAAUCGGAUUUUAUUAUGAAAGAAAUGAUUAAAUUAAUUCGGAAAAUGUGUUUCAUGUUGGAGCUGUCUCCGAUUACAUCUUGCACGGCUCUUUAUUAUUUUCAUUAUUAUUGUUUGAAAUUUGUGGAACGGGAAGAAUAUGAUGUUACUUUGAUUGCUUGUGCGUGUGUGUUUCUAGCUUGUAAAACUGAAGAACAAGUAAGGAGAGUUCGAGAUGUUAUUAAUUGCAUGUGGAAGGUAUUAAACCCAGAGAGCGAACCUUUAGAGUUAUGGCAUGACGAGCUCUUUAAUUUAAAGGAUUCUGUGAUUGGAUAUGAAAGUGUCAUGAUGAGAUGCUUAAAGUUUAGAUUAACAGUCAAUCAUCCUUUCAAAUAUAUUUUGGGUUAUUGUGGUGCUUUGCAAGGAUUUAAUAAUUUUAAAGUGGAAAAUUAUUUCGUACAGUUUUGUUUUCAACUGGCCCAUAAGGCCUAUGAUACUGUCUGUUGUGUCAAAUAUAAUUGCUAUGAAAUAGCUGCGUCCAUGAUCUUUCUCGCUGCCCAAUUACUCGACAUUAAGGAAUUGUUACCGAAUGAGGAUGAAUUGAGCACCGCACAACUCUGUGACGAAAAUACAAAGCCUCAAUGGUUUACUGUAUUCAAUGUAGAUUAUCGAACAAUUUUGGAGAUUACUUCACAGGUUCGAGAGGUCAUUUGA